AUGGGGUCUCUAUUUGCGAUUAUCACAAUUUGGUGUCUGUUAUUGGGUGCUGAAUCAAAGACACAUGAGGGAGAUGCAGAGGUUCUGAAGGAGCUAAAGCGAAGUUUGGAACCAGCUUCGGUCAUCCCAGGCUCUUGUGUCAGCUCCUGGGACUUCACCGUGGACCCGUGCGACAACCUAUUCGGCGAGAAAUUCACGUGCGGGUUCAGAUGCGACGUCGUCGUUUCAGGCCUGAGUCGGGUCACGGAACUUGCGCUGGACCAAGCGGGUUAUGUUGGCUCCUUCUCUUUCACGUGGAACCUUCCUUUUCUACAAACACUCGAUCUCUCCAAAAACCACUUCUCCGCCCGAAUUCCCGAUUCCUUUUCAAACCUAACUCGCCUCCGCCGACUCAGUCUCUCGUCGAACUCGUUCUUCGGCAAGAUACCACCUUCACUCGGCGCACUCCCCAGCCUCGAAGAGCUUUACCUCGAUAACAACAACCUACGAGGAACAAUCCCACCAGGCUUCCACAACCUUAAAAGACUCGAACUCCAAUCCAACAAACUCAACACCCCCCUCCCAAACUUGGACCACUUCACAAACCUAAAAUACCUCGACCUCAGCGAUAAUUCCAUCGCCGGAGUGUUACCGGCGUUGCUCCCUGCUUCUCUGGUUCAGAUUUCAAUUCGAAACAACAAUUUAAACGGUGUCUUAUCGAAUGAAAGCUUCAGGAACUUGACGAGGUUGCAGGUGGUGGAUUUCAGCUCCAACCGAAUGAGUGGUGUCAUUCCAUCGGUUUUCUUCGAGCUUCCGUCGUUGCAGCAGUUGACGCUGUCCUUCAACGAGUUCAGGAAGGUUGGAGAGCCUUACAGUGGAGUGGAAUCGCGGAGCGGGCUUAUAGCGGUUGAUUUGAGCAACAACAGGCUUGAGGGUUUUUUGCCGUCGUUCAUGGCGAUGAUACCGAAACUAUCAUCGUUAUCGUUGGAGAAGAACGAGUUCACAGGGCGAAUAGCGACCCAGUUCGCGGUGAAAACGGUGUUUCCCGAAACGGGAGUGUCCCCGUUGGGGAGGCUUCUGUUGGGGGGGAAUUACUUGGUGGGAGGGAUUCCUCGGCCAUUGUUAGCGCUGAAACGCGAUUCUGCGAACGUGAGUUUAGUUGAUAACUGCUUGUACAGAUGCCCUCAUAUUUUCUUUUUCUGCCAAGGAGGACAACAGAAGUCAUCGACGCAGUGUAAGAGAUUUGUUUCAACCAGUGACUAA
Sphenostylis stenocarpa is the source of this 1242-nucleotide messenger RNA. NCBI's taxonomy places the organism in Eukaryota, Viridiplantae, Streptophyta, Magnoliopsida, Fabales, Fabaceae. The record is from the annotation of a GenBank genome assembly.